AUGACGAUCAACACGCCACUGCGGUCUUUAGUAAACCGUCUCGGUCAAGUCGCACUGAAAGACGCCUCGAAUCCUUCCCCCCAAGUCCACUAUGAGCUACUGCACAUGAUCGAGCAGCUGCGAUCUGCGGUGGAAUCACCAACAGAGACUGUGUUGCGGUUGAUCUACCAGCCUCCGCAAAAUGCCGCUGUACGGAUUGUGAUUGAAUUGGGUAUCUUUAGCUUGCUAGUGAGGGACACAGAUCUUUCCGCCACUCAGCUGGCGGAGUAUACAGGUGCCGAACGAGAACUCAUUGGUAUCACUCCCUGCAGAGAGAAAGCCCGGGAUCACGGACUGUGGAGCCCGCUAACUCGUAUAGUUCGAUUGAUGCGUGUCAUGGUGUCGUUGGGGUUGUGCAGCAUGUCAGCCCCGGAGGUGUACACUGCAAAUGAGAAGACCGUGGCGUUCACUCAGCCCAUUGGAAGAGAUGGCCUUGCGUGCAUAUUCGAUUUGACGCUACCCACCCUUAGCAAGCUCCCAGAGUAUAUGCGCUCACAUGGAUAUUCCAACCCCAAGGAUUACGCGCUGUCGCCUAUGCAGUGGGCAGUUGGACAGAGCCAGUUUGAGUGGUUGGCGAGUCACCCGGAACAACAGCGGUUAUUCAACUCCUACAUGACCAGUCGUCGGGAUGGGAGGCCAAUGUGGUUCGAUGUGUAUCCCGUGGAGCGCUUGCUCGGCCAUGGCGUACCUUUCAAGGAUACGACCUUCUUGGUCGAUGUCGGAGGGAAUCAGGGACAUGAUCUGGCUAAGUUCCGCCGAGAAUACGGUCAUCUGCCCGGGCGGCUAGUGCUGCAGGACUUGCCAGACGUGGUCUCGGGUGCCUUGGGGGUCUCGAAGGAUGCGGACGCCAUCGAGGUGAUGGCUUACAGCUUCCUGGACCCUCAGCCGGUCAAGGGAGCUCGUGCAUACUACUUUCGAGCCAUUUUCCACGACUGGCCAGAUCAUAUCUGUCAAGUGAUUCUGCGUAAUACCAUCUCUGCAAUGGCGCGGGAUUAUUCCCGCAUUCUGAUCGUGGAUUUUGUGCUCUCGGACAUGGAAACUCCCCUUAUGCAAGCGUCAAUCGAUAUUCAGAUGAUGGGUAUCGGAGCGGGAAUGGAACGGUCGAAAAAGCAAUGGAAGCAGCUGUUAGAAAGUGUUGGCUUAGAGAUCACCGGGAUAUGGAGUCAAAGCCCCGGGAUGGAGUCAGUGAUCGAGGCAGUACCGAUGUCCAUAUGA
Penicillium salamii is the source of this 1254-nucleotide messenger RNA. The record is from the annotation of a GenBank genome assembly. Lineage: Eukaryota; Fungi; Ascomycota; Eurotiomycetes; Eurotiales; Aspergillaceae.